GAGCGAAGCCGGUGAUGGGUCAACGUCUCCUCGGACUUCCUUGUUUCACCCGGACCAUUUACCGGCAAGGAACCUGUUCCGGUGUCUAACAUCCGUCCCCUGUGCAUGCCGCCGAGUGUCGCCUCUGUCAAAGUUGUAGCUGAGGCAUCACCUGGACCGUCAUCAUGGGGAUUACGGAUAAAAUCUCCGAAAUUGAGAGAGAAAUCUCCCGGACACAGAAAAACAAAGCUACCGAGUACCAUCUGGGUUUGCUCAAGGCCAAGUUAGCCAAAUACAGAGCUCAGCUUCUGGAGCCCUCGAAGGCGGGGGGCAAAGGAGAGGGCUUCGAUGUCAUGAAAUCAGGAGACGCUCGUGUUGCUCUCAUCGGUUUCCCCUCUGUGGGUAAGUCUACCUUCCUCAGUUUAAUGACAUCAACAGCCAGUGAAGCUGCUUCCUACGAGUUCACUACCCUCACCUGCAUACCUGGUGUCAUCGAGUACAAAGGGGCCAACAUCCAGUUGCUUGAUCUGCCAGGAAUCAUUGAGGGGGCUGCCCAAGGUAAGGGUCGAGGUCGGCAGGUCAUCGCCGUCGCCAGGACAGCAGAUGUGGUGAUCAUGAUGCUGGAUGCCACCAAAGGAGAGGUUCAGAGAUCCCUUCUGGAAAAAGAGUUGGAGUCAGUGGGCAUCAGACUCAACAUGGCAAAGCCAAAUAUUUAUUUCAAGCCUAAGAAAGGUGGUGGCCUCUCCUACAACUCCACAGUUCCUCUCACCCACUGCUCCGAGAAGCUCGUCCAGCUCAUCCUUCAUGAAUACAAAAUCUUUAACGCCGAGGUCCUCUUCAGGGAGGACAGCACGCCAGACGAGUUCAUCGACGUCAUCGUUGGGAACAGAGUUUACAUGCCUUGUCUAUAUGUGUACAAUAAGGUGGAUCAGAUCUCCAUCGAGGAGGUGGACCGCCUGGCUCGCAGACCUAACAGUGUUGUCAUCAGCUGUGGGAUGAAGUUGAACCUGGAUUACCUGUUGGAGACGCUGUGGGAAUAUUUGGCUCUGAUUUGCAUUUAUACUAAGAAAAGAGGAGAGCGCCCGGACUUUGGCGAUGCCAUCAUCAUGAGAAGAGCCGCCAGUGUAGAACAUGUGUGCCAUCGAAUCCACAGAACCUUAGUUGGCCAGUUCAAAUAUGCACUUGUCUGGGGAACCAGCACCAAGUACAGCCCGCAGAGAGUCGGCCUGACGCACAUCAUGGAGCAUGAGGACGUCAUCCAGAUCGUGAAGAAGUAAAACAAGCCCCUGACUGGAGCGAGGAGAGACGGAGCAGCAGGAGUUAAAAUAAAAACAAAGUACUGUACAGUAGAUACACCGCAAUGGAAAACACCCACCGUUCAUAUUUUGUAUAUGAUAACCAACAAAACCGGGAGAGACAGACAAGAUUUGAGUUGUGGACAGAAACAAGUUUAUUUUACCUUUUAAGAUAAAAGGAAGAUGUGUCAAUGAUUCUGAGAGAAAACGGGAAAAACAAUAAAGUCCCUAAAACAUUAAAUAA
This is a messenger RNA of Pleuronectes platessa (European plaice), 1518 nucleotides long. It is a transcript of the gene drg2, whose product is annotated as developmentally regulated GTP binding protein 2. Gene Ontology annotation, cellular component: cytoplasm. Lineage: Eukaryota; Metazoa; Chordata; Actinopteri; Pleuronectiformes; Pleuronectidae. The coding region runs from base 165 to 1256 and encodes 363 amino acids. The transcript is spliced from 14 exons. Gene Ontology annotation, molecular function: GTP binding; GTPase activity. Gene Ontology annotation, biological process: cytoplasmic translation. The record is from RefSeq and is a predicted model, not a curated record.